Molecule: messenger RNA, 857 nt
Organism: Nasonia vitripennis (jewel wasp)
Lineage: Eukaryota; Metazoa; Arthropoda; Insecta; Hymenoptera; Pteromalidae
Product: U3 small nucleolar ribonucleoprotein protein IMP3
Exons: 4
Coding region: 188-733 (181 amino acids)
Biological process (GO): rRNA processing
Cellular component (GO): Mpp10 complex; small ribosomal subunit; small-subunit processome
Molecular function (GO): structural constituent of ribosome; rRNA binding; snoRNA binding
Source: RefSeq, a predicted model, not a curated record
CAGUUGUCACUGACGCAGUACAGUACUCUGCAGCAGACGGUCUGUUUACACGCGUCUAUUUUAUUUUCUAUUUCUUCUGUCAGCGUUGCACGUGCAUGCGUUGCGAAGCGACGUUCUAUAACCCAAACGCUAAGUUAUAGCAUGUAGUGUAACAAAAACAAUCAAGUAAAACUUGAAAGUAUUGACAAUGGUUCGUAAACUCAAGUAUCACGAGCAGAAACUAUUGAAAAAAGUUGACUUUAUUUCUUGGGAAGCUGACAACAAUUUGCAUGAAGUCAAAGUUUUGAAACGUUAUCAAAUACAAAAAAGGGAAGAUUACACCAAGUAUAACAAACUGUCUCGAGAAAUUCGUGAACUAGGAAGAAAAAUAAAAGAGUUGGAUGCUGAUAAUCCAUUUAGAGCAGAGCAAAGUGCUGCAUUGUUAGAAAAGUUGUACAUGCUAGGAAUCAUCCCUACGAAAUGGGAUCUUUCCCUAUGCCAAAAAGUUACAGCAAGCUCCUUUUGCAGAAGAAGGUUACCCGUGGUUAUGGUGCGCAGUAAAAUGAGCGAAAGUAUAAAAAUGGCAACUCAGCUUAUCGAACAAGGGCAUGUACGAGUUGGACCAGAAAUAAUUAAGGAUCCAGCAUUUUUGGUUACUAGAAAUUUGGAAGAUUUUGUUACAUGGAUAGAUACUUCAGCAAUUAAGAAACAUGUGAUGAAUUAUUCUAAUGCUAGAGACGAUUUUGAAAUGUAAUAAAACCAUGCAUUGACAUUGUAUAAAUACUUUAUUUUUAAUAACGCUAUAUUAUAAUGUAUCUCUAUGCGUCAUAAGCUAUAUUUUCUAGAUAAAAUUAUAAUAAAGUACAAGAAAAAAAUUU